This is a messenger RNA of Esox lucius (northern pike), 1156 nucleotides long. RefSeq names its product polymeric immunoglobulin receptor-like. The transcript is spliced from 4 exons. Bases 205 to 939 code for a protein of 244 amino acids. Lineage: Eukaryota; Metazoa; Chordata; Actinopteri; Esociformes; Esocidae. The record is from RefSeq and is a predicted model, not a curated record.
ACAUGCAGAGAUUAUAGAUAACACAUGACCUGUGGGCUAUUACACGGAAAUGAAGCGUUAAAAUGCACUACAGUUAUCACAUUUAUCUUCAAGUAGAGAGAGCACAGAGAGAGUUGUUCCCACAGCGUUUUACAGAACAUUAUAAAUAACCAGAUCUAGAGACACCAACCUGGAGAGAAUCUGUGAACACCAGAACACAACAAGAUGAGGAUCCUGCUGAAAUUCACACUGCUGUCCUUUAUGACGGGUUGUUUGAGCUCCUUUAUAGUGCCUGGAUACUCUGGAGGAACUGUCAUCAUCUACUGUCAUUAUAACAACCAAGAGGAAAGAAAUGGGAAAUAUUUCUGUGUGAGAAAGACCACUUUGAGUUGUAAAGACCAAAUAAGAUCAGGUAGUCAGAACACCUGGGAACACAGUGGUAGAUUCUCUCUGUAUGACGACACUGAGGAAAACUACUUCAUGGUGGUCAUCAGACAACUGACCAGACAAGAUGAAGGAAUCUACUGGUGUGGAGUGGACAUAUCUGUUAUACCUGAUAGAUAUACAAAGGUGGAGCUGGAAGUAAAGGAAGAUAAAUGCUGUGAUAAGUCAGUCACAGAGACGGUCGAUCUGGGAGGCGAAGAUCCCAUCAUCUGUAACUAUCCAGAGAAAUAUGAGAACAGCAUCAAGUAUUUCUGCAAGGAAGAUAAUGACUCAAAGAUUUAUUAUGAAAUCAUCUCUGCUGCCUCAACUUCUGCUAAAUCUGGGAGAUUCUCUCUGACGGACAACAGGAGAGAGAAACGCUUCACAGUGACCAUCAGUAACCUGACUGAAUAUGACACUGGGACAUACUGGUGUGGAGUAGAAAACCGGAGGACAGAAAAACUUUACAUUUCACUGAUUACAAAGGUGAAGCUACAUGUUGAAAGGCUCUGUACUGGCACUCACAUAAAGGCAUGAAAAGGAGUCCGGUUGAACUGAUCUCUGGUAGGCUCCUGUCGGUCUGGCACUCCAGCUCCCAGAACCGUUACAGUUUGAACACUUUGACUUCCUGCAUGUCUCUGUGUUUCUCUGUCCGCCUCAGCGAGCUCAACACAUGAAACCCCAAGUUUCAAUACCCGACGGCUUCAUCAAACCCACAAAAGCCACAUCCUAAAUUUAAAGUGACGAAAAGCUG